AUGGCAGAUGCGCCAUUCGCCUUUCUCCCCCUGGGAGCCAUCAUACAGUCCUUCAAGGUCAAAGAUACAAACAUCGUUCUCGGGUUUCCCACCCAGGAGCAAUACGUGCAGUACAACACCCCAUACUUUGGCGAGACUAUUGGCCGCGUUGCCAACCGCAUCAAGGGCGCUCAGCUGGACAGCGUGAAUGGUAAAGUCUACCGCUUGGCCGCCAACGACGGGCCAAACACCCUGCACGGCGGCAAUGUAGGCUGGGGUAAGCGCAUCUGGAAAGGCCCGGUGCCCAUUGGCAUCAAGCACAUUCCCGGGGUGGAAGGCUUCCAGGGAGGGGAGAGUGUCGGCUUUACUCUUGUCAGCGAGGACGGAGACGAGGGCUUCCCUGGCACCGUCGAAGCCAAAGUCACUUACACGACGGGAACGCAGGUCGUCAACGGCAAGCAAGUGCUCGUUCUGGGGAUCGAGUACGAGGCCGGGCUGGUCGAUGGCGCCGACGAGACGCCAAUCAACAUGACGAAUCAUUCGUACUUUAACCUCACGGGGAACACGAAUACCGACGGGACUGUCGUCACCCUGGGUUCCAGGUUUCACCUACCCAACGAUGAAUUCUCCGUCCCUACAGGCGGCCCGACUCCUCAUGCCAGCAUUGAUACGACGAAGCCCUUCACCCUUGGAGCUGCGGAUCCCCAGAUGGACAACUGCUUUACCAAGACUACGGACCCGGCCUCCGUGCCGAUUGAUACUCGCUCACAGCCUCUUGCUCGCGAUUUGGCAGCGUACCACCCCCAGACCGGCAUCCAUCUGGAAGUUCUGAGCACGGAACCUUCUUUCCAGUUUUACACUGGGGAUUUCACGGACGUGCCAGCCGUGGAGGGGGCCUCCGCAAAGGGCGGGCGGAGUGCCUUUUGCUGUGAGCCUGGCCGCUGGGUGAAUGCCGUCAACGUUCCCGAAUGGAAGAGCAUGACCAUGUUGACGAAGGGCGCGACGUAUGGUUCCAGAAUUGUAUACAGGGCGUGGUCUGACUAG
This is a messenger RNA of Metarhizium album ARSEF 1941, 1023 nucleotides long. RefSeq names its product Aldose 1-epimerase, subgroup. The record is from RefSeq and is a predicted model, not a curated record. The transcript has a single exon. NCBI's taxonomy places the organism in Eukaryota, Fungi, Ascomycota, Sordariomycetes, Hypocreales, Clavicipitaceae. Gene Ontology annotation, molecular function: carbohydrate binding; aldose 1-epimerase activity. The coding region runs from base 1 to 1023 and encodes 340 amino acids. Gene Ontology annotation, biological process: glucose metabolic process; beta-D-galactose catabolic process via UDP-galactose, Leloir pathway.